This is a messenger RNA of Fonticula alba, 1288 nucleotides long. RefSeq lists its product as hypothetical. Gene Ontology annotation, molecular function: Hsp90 protein binding. Bases 24 to 1043 code for a protein of 339 amino acids. The transcript is spliced from 2 exons. The record is from RefSeq and is a predicted model, not a curated record. Lineage: Eukaryota; Rotosphaerida; Fonticulaceae.
AGCCGGAGCCGGAGCCGGAGCCGAUGGAGCUCGACCCGGAGGCCCAGGCCGAGCUGGAGAAGAAGCAGGCCGCCGAUGCCCUCAAGGCCCGGGGGACGGAGGCCUACAAGAGCCGGGACUUCGCCACUGCCCUCAGCCUCUACAAGCAGGCGUGGGACACUUACCCGAAGGAUGUGGCCUACCUGGGGAACCAGUCUGCCGUGCACUUUGAGACCGGGGACUUUGAGGAGUGCAUCCGGGUGUGCCUGCAGGCGGCCGACCUGUCGACGGAAAUCCGCACGGAUUACGCGCUGCUGGCGCGGAUCCUGGCUCGCGCUGGCAAUGCCGCCCUCAAGCUGGAUCGCCUGGAGGAUGCCAUCGAGUACUUCAAGCGUGCGCAGACCAACUCCCGCAACCGCCAGGUGGCCAUCCAGAUCCAGGAGACCACCAAGAAGCUGGAGAAGCGCCGCGCCGAGGCCUACCUGAGCCCGGAGAUCUCGGACCAGGAGCGCGAGCGGGGCAACGCCCUGUUCAAGGACUCCAAGUUCAAGGAGUCGGUUGACGCCUACAGCGAGGCCAUCAAGCGCAAUCCCAAGGACCCGCGCAACUGGUCCAACCGGGCUGCCUCCUUCAUCAAGCUCAUGGCCCCGAAUGAGGCCCUGCGCGAUUGCGAGGAGGCCCUGAAGCUGGAUCCCACCUUCAUGCGCGCCCACCAGCGCAAGGUCAAUGCCCUGAUGAUGAUGAAGAAGGAGGCCGAUGCCCUGACCGCCAUCAGCGAGGCCAUGCAGGCCGACACCUCCGGUGCCAGCCACCCGCAGUUCAUGCAGCUCCGCAUGCAGGCCCUGACCGAGAUCAACCGCCAGUCCCAGGCUGACCCGGAGGCCGUCAAGCAGCGCAUCGCCAACGACCCUGAGAUCCAGGGGAUCCUCAACGACCCGACCAUGCAGCUGAUCCUCCAGCAGGCGUCCACCGACCCGGCUGCCCUGCACGAGCACAUGAAGAACCCCACCGUGGCCAACAAGAUCAACAAGCUCAUUGCCGCGGGUGUCAUCCGCACGGGCUAGAGAUCCCCCGCCGAGCCGGUGGGAGUGUACAUACACACGCACAACCACAUAUAUGCACAUACGCACACGUACACGACCGGAGAGAGGUGUCUUGCCCUCCCACGGGGGGGGGGGGCGGGGCACAGGUGCAUGGUUUGUUGCUUUUGGGUGUCGCCCCCUUUCUCCCUCCCGUGUCUGCUCCUCCCCUCCCUUGCUCCCUUUUCAUUCCUCACAGUGCCGCGCACAAUACACCCCCCCCCCUCACA